AGUCUCCAGUAUCCAGCUGUGUGUCUGUGAGGAGUGACUGGUCCAAAAACAGACCUCCAGAAUUCAGUCAUGGACCUGCACCAACAAUGGUCUUCCAUCAUGGAGCUCAGCUGACCAUGGGUCAGAGGUCACAGUCUCCAGUAUCCAGCUGUGUGUCUGUGAGGAGUGACUGGUCCAAAAACAGACCUCCAGAAUUCAGUCAUGGACCUGCACCAACAAUGGUCUUCAAUCAUGGAGCUCAGCUGACCAUGGGUCAGAGGUCACAGUCUCCAGUAUCCAGCUGUGUGUCUGUGAGGAGUGACUGGUCCAAAAACAGACCUCCUACCUUCAGUCAUGAACCUGCACCAACAAUGGUCUUCAAUCAUGGAGCUCAGCUGACCAUAGGGAGGAAGAGGAAGAGGAGUGGUGUUUGUGAGGAGGAGCAGCCAUCCUGCUGUGCUUUGUGUCAGGACGUCCUGAAGGAUCCAGUCCCUACCAGUUGUGGACACUGGUUCUGCAGACAGUGCAUCUCCUCAUACUGGGACCAGUCUGCUUCAUCAGCAGACUCCUCCUGUCCCCAGUGUGGAGAAAGAACCAGAGUUGGACUGCAGACGGCCAGUCAGAGCAGCUGUGUACAAACAGAUGUUGGUCUGCAGGAGGUUUUAGAUGAACAUAAGAUCAGUCUGAGGAGGAGAUGUGAAAGUGUGACUGAAGGAAGUGAUGAAACAGGAAGUAGAACCCUCCUCAACAGGAUCUACACUGAGCUCUACAUCACAGAGGGACAGAGUGAAGAGGUUCAUAUCCAACACGAGGUGAGGCAGCUGGAGACAGCUUCCAAGAUGGACGCCCUCCAUGACACUCCAAUCAGGUGCCAGGACAUCUUUAAAGCCUUCCCUGACCAACAGAGAUCCAUCAGAGUGGUUCUGACCAACGGCGUCGCUGGUGUUGGAAAAACCUUCUCAGUGCAGAAGUUCACUCUGGACUGGGCAGAGGGCUUGGAGAACCAACACAUCAGUGUGGUGGUUCUGCUUUCAUUCAGGGAGCUGAACUUGGUCAGAGAUGAGCAGUACAGUCUCCUGGAGCUGAUCCAUGUUUUCUAUCCAACAUUACAGAGCGUCACAGCAGAGCAGCUCACUGUGUGUAAUCUUUUGUUCAUCUUUGACGGCCUGGAUGAAAGCAGACUUUUGUUGGAUUUCACCAACAUGAAGCUUUUGUCUGAUGUCACACAGAAGUCAUCAGUCAGUGAGCUGCUGACAAAUCUCAUCCAGGGGAAUCUGCUUCCCUCGGCUCUCCUCUGGAUAACUUCCCGACCUGCAGCAGCCAGUCGAAUCCCUCCUACAUGUGUUGACAGGCUAACAGAAGUACGAGGCUUCACUGACGCCCAGAAGGAGGAGUACUUCAGGAGGAGAUUCAGUGAUGAAGAGCUGUCCAGCAGAAUCAUCUCCCACAUGAAGACAUCCAGGAGCCUCCACAUCAUGUGUAGUAUCCCAGUCUUCUGCUGGAUCACUGCUACAGUUCUGGAGCACAUGUUGACUACAGAGGAGAAAGCAGAGCUGCCCAAGACCCUGACUGACAUGUACUCACACUUCCUGCUGGUUCAGACAAAGAGGAAGAAGAACAAGUACCAAGAGGGACAUGAGACGAGUCCACAGGAGCUGAUGGAGGCUGUCAGGGAAGUUCUUCUGAAGCUGGGGAGGCUGGCGUUUGAACAUCUAGAGAAAGGAAACAUCCUGUUCUACCAAGAAGACUUGGAGCAGUGUGGUCUGGAUGUCACAGAGGCCUCGGUGUACUCAGGAGUUUGUACAGAGAUCUUCAAAAGAGAGUCUGUGAUCUUCCAGAAACCAGUUUACUGCUUUGUUCAUCUGAGCAUUCAGGAGUUUCUGGCUGCAGUCUACAUGUUCCACUGUUUCACCAACAGGAAGUCAAAGGUGCUGAAGGACUUCCUGGGAACAACAUGCAAGAAGUCGUCUCUGGAUGAUUUUCUCAAGCUAAUCAUAAAGAAAUCCCUCCAGAGUAAAAAUGGCCUCCUGGACCUGUUUGUUCGCUUCCUUCAUGGCCUCUGUCUGGAGUCCAACCAGAGACUCUUAGGAAGUCUGCUGGGUCAGACAGAGAACAGUCCAGAAACCAUCCAGACAGUCAUCAACAACCUGAAGGAGAUCAACAGUGAUAAAAUCUCUCCUGAGAGAAGCAUCAACAUCUUCCACUGUCUGAUGGAGAUGAACGACCUCUCAUUAUUUCAGGAGAUCCAAGAGUUCCUGAAGUCAGAGAACAGAUCAGAGAAACUCUCUGAGAUCCACUGCUCAGCUCUGGCCUUCAUGCUGCAGAUGUCAGAGGAGGUUCUGGAUGAGUUUGACCUGCAGAAGUACAACACAUCACCAGAGGGACGACGUCGACUGACUGCAGCUGUGAGGAACUGCAGAAAGGCUCGACUGAUUAACUGUGGACUCUCAGAGACUCACUGUGAAGUUGUGGCCUCAGCCCUGAAGUCCAACCCCUCCCAUCUGACAGAGCUGGACAUGAGUCAGAACAACCUGCAGGAUUCAGCAGUGAAGCUUCUGUGUGCUGGACUGGAGAGUCCAAACUGUCGACUGGAGACUCUGAGAUUGAAGGACUGUGGUUUGUCAGAGAUCAGCUGUGAUUAUCUGGCAGCAGCGCUGAAGUCCAACCCCUCCCAUCUGAGAGAGCUGGACCUGAGUAAUGGCUCCCAGUUGUCAACUAACAGCAACAAGCUGCAGGAUUCAGGAGUGAAGCCUCUGUGUGGUUUCCUGGAGAGUCCAGGAUGUGGACUUAAAACUCUGAGAUUGAGGGCCUGUGGUUUGUCAGAGAUCAGCUGUGAUUAUCUGGCAGCAGCGCUGAAGUCCAACCCCUCCCAUCUGAGACAGCUGGACCUGAGUAGUGACUCCUCCCGGUGGUCGACUGACGACAACAACCUGAAGGAUUCAGGAGUGAAGCAUCUGUGUGGUUUCCUGGAGAGUCCAGGAUGUAAACUUGAAACUCUGAGAUUGUACCGCUGUGGUUUGUCAAAGAUCAGCUGUGAUUAUCUGGCAGCAGCACUGAAGUCCAACCCCUCCCAUCUGAGAGAGCUGGACCUGAGGUGGAACAACUUCUGAAGGAUCCAGAUGUGAAGCAGCUGUCUGAUCUUAAGGAGAGUCCAGACUACAGACUGGAGACUCUGGUGUGGUGGUGAUGAUGGUAAACAGGACGGUGUGUGCUGAGAGAGGAGGAGCUGUGUCCUGAUGAUCCAGAGAGGUUGAAGCUGUUAACUCAAAAUACACGACGACGUAGUCUCAUUCCAAAAGCUUUAUUCCAUCCGCCAUUUUUCCACAGCACUAACAACAACACUUCGCGGGCAAAACGGUACUCUCGCGAU
This is a messenger RNA of Pelmatolapia mariae (spotted tilapia), 3349 nucleotides long. Its product is annotated as protein NLRC3-like. Gene Ontology annotation, molecular function: protein binding. The record is from RefSeq and is a predicted model, not a curated record. The coding region runs from base 87 to 3089 and encodes 1000 amino acids. Lineage: Eukaryota; Metazoa; Chordata; Actinopteri; Cichliformes; Cichlidae. Gene Ontology annotation, biological process: intracellular signal transduction. The transcript is spliced from 10 exons.